AUGCUCAACGGUGCCGCAGUUAUGGACGCUGCGCUUCUCCUCAUUGCUGGUAAUGAGACAUGCCCCCAACCACAAACAUCAGAGCAUCUGGCCGCCGUGGAAAUCAUGAAGCUUGAAAAUAUCAUCAUUUUGCAGAAUAAAGUCGACCUGAUCAAAGAAGCAGCAGCACUGGAGCACAUGAAGAGCAUCUCUGCAUUCGUCAAAGGCACUGUGGCUGAAUCUUCACCCAUCGUCCCCAUAUCCGCUCAAUUAAAAUAUAACAUCGAUGCCGUCAAUGAAUACAUUGUUAAGCGUAUACCCAUCCCUGUCCGCGACUUUACCACCGACCCGCGACUAAUUGUCAUACGUUCCUUCGAUGUCAACAAGCCUGGUGCAGAGGUAGAUGAAUUAAAGGGCGGCGUUGCCGGUGGCUCCAUCCUCACGGGGGUCCUGCAUCUGGGCCAAGAAGUGGAAAUCCGGCCAGGCGUUGUCACAAAGGAUGAGCAGGGCCGGAACAGGUGUAAACCAAUCUUCAGUCGCAUCGUCUCUCUACACGCCGAGAGCAAUCACCUGCAAUUCGCUGUACCUGGCGGUUUGAUUGGUGUAGGCACUCGCAUUGAUCCCACCCUUUGCCGUGCGGAUCGUCUUGUCGGCCAGGUGUUGGGUGCUGUCGGCAAGCUCCCUCAAAUCUACAGCGAGCUUGAAAUCAGUCUGUUCUUGCUUCGACGACUGCUUGGUGUCAAGACGGAGGACAAGAAGCAGACUAAAGUCACAAAACUCACCAAGGGCGAGCUCCUUCUCAUAAACAUUGGUUCUACCUCCACCGGUGGCCGCGUCCUCACUGUCAAGGCAGAUCUAGCUAAAAUUGUGCUUACUUCACCGGCCUGCACAGAAGUGGGCGAGAAGGUGGCUCUGUCGCGUCGUAUUGAGAAGCAUUGGCGAUUAGUCGGCUGGGGUAGUGUUCAGCGCGGAACUGUGGUCGAGGUUGAUUGA
This is a messenger RNA of Fibroporia radiculosa, 972 nucleotides long. RefSeq lists its product as uncharacterized. The transcript is spliced from 4 exons. Gene Ontology annotation, cellular component: eukaryotic translation initiation factor 2 complex; cytosol. Bases 1 to 972 code for a protein of 323 amino acids. Gene Ontology annotation, biological process: formation of translation preinitiation complex; positive regulation of translational fidelity. Gene Ontology annotation, molecular function: GTP binding; translation initiation factor activity; tRNA binding. Lineage: Eukaryota; Fungi; Basidiomycota; Agaricomycetes; Polyporales; Fibroporiaceae. The record is from RefSeq and is a predicted model, not a curated record.